This is a messenger RNA of Gymnodraco acuticeps, 1896 nucleotides long. Its product is annotated as S-adenosylmethionine synthase-like. Gene Ontology annotation, molecular function: methionine adenosyltransferase activity; ATP binding. Gene Ontology annotation, biological process: S-adenosylmethionine biosynthetic process. Lineage: Eukaryota; Metazoa; Chordata; Actinopteri; Perciformes; Bathydraconidae. The record is from RefSeq and is a predicted model, not a curated record. The coding region runs from base 177 to 1367 and encodes 396 amino acids. The transcript has 9 exons. Gene Ontology annotation, cellular component: cytosol.
GCCUUAUAUAGUGCAGAGUUAUCCAGCUGCUCUGCCUUGGGACCGAGAGAUUAGAGUGCAGCCACACUAUCUGCCCGUCUUUAUUCCCCUGUUUGAAUAAGAAGCCCAAGAAGAGCUUCUCUGCUCCACAGAUCUCUGUCUCUACUUCUAUCCAGUCAGGCAGCACAAGAGUCAAAAUGAACGGCACGACUGAUGAGAACUACGAGCACGCUGCCUUUAAUGACGGCUCCUUCAUGUUUACCUCGGAGUCUGUGGGAGAGGGGCACCCUGAUAAGAUAUGUGACCAGAUCAGUGAUGCUGUGCUGGAUGCUCACCUGAAGCAGGACCCGGAUGCCAAAGUGGCCUGUGAGACGGUGUGUAAGACCGGCAUGGUGCUGCUUUGUGGUGAGAUCACGUCCCGAGCCAACGUGGACUACCAGAAGGUGGUGAGGGAAACCAUCCGGAACAUCGGGUAUGACAACUCAGACAAAGGCUUUGAUUAUAAGACCUGCAACGUGCUGGUGGCCCUGGAGCAGCAGUCCCCUGACAUCGCCCAGGGAGUUCAUAUUGAUCGUCUGGAGAAUGACAUUGGAGCUGGAGACCAGGGUCUGAUGUUUGGGUACGCUACAGAUGAGACAGAGGAGUGCAUGCCCCUCACCGUCGUCCUCGCACACAAACUCAACUCCAAGAUGGCCGAACUGAGACGUAACGGGACCGUCCCCUGGCUCCGCCCGGAUUCCAAGACACAGGUGACGGUGCACUACACCCAAGAGAACGGCGCUGUGAUCCCCAGGAGGGUUCACACUGUGGUGAUCUCAGUGCAGCACGACGACGAAGUGUGCCUGGAGGAGCAGAAGGAGGUCUUGAAGGAAAAGGUCAUCAAAGCUGUGGUCCCCUCCAAGUACCUGGACGAGAACACCGUCUACCACCUGCAGCCCAGCGGACGCUUUGUGAUCGGGGGGCCUCAGGGCGAUGCUGGAGUGACGGGCAGGAAAAUCAUCGUGGACACAUACGGUGGUUGGGGGGCUCACGGUGGGGGAGCUUUCUCUGGGAAGGACUGCACCAAAGUGGACCGCUCCGCUGCCUACGCUGCUCGCUGGGUGGCUAAAUCUCUGGUGAAGGCCAAACUGUGCAGGAGGGUGCUGGUGCAGGUGGCGUAUGCGAUCGGAGUGGCCCACCCUCUCUCCAUCUCCCUCUUCACCUAUGGCUCCUCUCAGCGGAGCGAGAAGGAGCUGCUGCAGGUUGUCAACAAAAACUUUGACCUCAGACCCGGCGUCAUCGUCAGAGAUCUGGACCUGAAGAGACCCAUCUACCAGAAGACGGCCUGCUACGGACAUUUUGGCAGGAAGGAGUUCCCCUGGGAGGUCCCAAAGACCCUCAACUUCUAGAGUAUAUGUGUGUAUGUGUGUGUGAGUGUGUCAGUGGUGUAUAGAUAGCUGUCCAUGUGACCCUGUAACCCAGUAAGAGAAAAUCAGAGGGAUGGGUCAGGGUGGGUGCAGACGAUCUCCCGUGAUUGGCCGAGCUGAAGAGGUUUCAUCAUCUGUACUUUAUGACCCUUCAAUAGUAACCUGAAAUAAGAGCAGGCUAUUUGGUAUUUUUGUCUCAUAGGUUCAGUGUCAGUCACAUGCCUGCAGUUUGUUUCACACAUAAAGUGGUUGCUUGCAACUGUUUCUGCCCUAGAAUAAGUGAAUGACCAAAUUUGAAGGGAGAGCAGCCAUGCAAAGGUUUUUAAAACACUUCUAAUGUCUUAAGAAAAAUAACAUUUGUUAUUUUUUCAGUAUUGAUGUAUACUGUACGAUGCUGGUUUCCUUCUGGAAGAUCUUAAAGUCAUUACAUACAUUUCAGCCUGAAAUCAAAUCUGUACCCUGAACAUACUGUGUUGGCCCAUGUUCAAGAUAAAAAAAUAUGUGACUUUAA